AUGCGUUACGAGAGUUGGGAUGUGCUUCUCUUCCCUGAGAAUUCCAAAGUGCCAAUCCAAGAGUUCAAGACACAAUGCUUUGUGAUCAAAGAUAGAGGAUCCCCUUAUCUGCACAGUCCUGUUCUCGUCAAUCCGGCGCCGUAUUGCCUCCCUCAAGGAAACAUGGGUCUGCUACCUGUGCUCACAACUUUCAUCCCAAGUGUAUCGCCGAAUACUCCGUUUCGGGUGUCGGUUCAUAGCUGGGAGAGGCCUCGGCCUAGUCGGCUGAUGGAGAGCCUGCUGCAACCCGAUGAUGCCUUGCUUUUUGAAGUCCGGAUUUUCAUUGAUGGUCUUUUUGUCUCUGGUAGUGUCUUUGGCCAGAGGACUAAUUGGCCCCAUGUCGUUGAUAUCGACAAGAGCGGAAAUCAGGAUAACCUGCGUUUCCCGCCAUUUCACCAGGAGAUUUUAGAGCAACAGCACUGGGACGCUGAGGUAUUGGAGUAUUCCAGUAUUGCUUGGCCUAAUGCCUCCAUGUGGAGCCGAGAACCUCGUCUAUUCAAAUACAACUCUAGAGGUGAGCUUAGUGACUUGAAAGAGCCAGAGGACACGCAUGCCCACUCGCCCACCCGACAUGGUAUUCGACAGUUAGCGACCACAAGCAGCCAAAUCAGCAACCCAGCAGCACACGGCGCUUGGACAUACCGAAACUAUCAAGGGCCUAUUCCCCAACUGCAAGGCAGUCUCCGAGAAUCACGAUGGCCCCAACAGGAACAACUUAUGCCGGAUCCUUUCAUCGACCCUUAUGUGCUUGAUCCUUCCGCACGCCAUCGAGGUGCAAGACCCUCUUCGGAGGAUGUAUCUAUGCCCGAUUAUGUUUCAAGUUCAACCAGUAGUCGAGCUAUCUCACACAUGACUGGCAUUAGCUACGAGCAUAGCAAACACCCAAGCAUAAUUUCCCCUAUUGACGAGUCCUAUAACCAACUUUUUGAAGUCCUAAGUCCUCCAAAGCCCCUGUCCUGCGGUACAAAAGCGCCCACAAACACGCCUUCCGCCACAUUACCUAUAAGUCGGAAGCUCUCUGUUGCAGCUGAAGCGCGGUCAGCAUCCUAUAUUAUUAACAACGGGAACAGAGGAUCGCUUCCAAAGGAUAAAUCGCAUCUAGGUACUAGAGACGUCUCGGAAGCCAGUGCUAAAUCCAACCUGUCUACUGAGCCUGCUACUGAUACCGCAGCAACGAGCAAGCUCCCUGUCGGCCUAAAUGUCCAGAUUAAAGGCAGGAAGGAGGGGAUGGUGUCGGAUAAGAAGGAAAACGAGAUCAUAGUGGAAACUCCGCGAAGGGAAAGUGACAAGGUCCACCAUACUGGGUCCAAGACAGCCGUGCGUACCAGUGGGAACCUAGAGACUCCGACUGGAUGUAGAAGAAGACGGUCCACAGGUUCUGCUCGCAGGGAAAGUCUCAGUUUUUCCAAAGGAGAGCCAAUUCUGCUUUCUCCAGCACAAGAGUUGUCUGAAACAGAUGACCUUCUCCGACGGGUUGGCCUCGAAGAACUUCUUGGACCAGGAAGCCACCGUGCAGGUUCUGUAGUCGAGGUGGCUGAGAUUGACUAA
Molecule: messenger RNA, 1587 nt
Organism: Aspergillus pseudonomiae
Lineage: Eukaryota; Fungi; Ascomycota; Eurotiomycetes; Eurotiales; Aspergillaceae
Exons: 5
Coding region: 1-1587 (528 amino acids)
Source: RefSeq, a predicted model, not a curated record